UCAAAGCCAGCGGCUCUCAUUCCUUCCGCUGCCCUAUUUUUCAACAUCAUAUAACAAUAAAAUAAAUCUGAUGAUACAAACUGAACUACUUUUACUAGCCAAUCAAAACCCUAAUACUCUUUAACAUCUUUUCAGUUCUGUUAUUAUACAAACAAAAUCAUAUAAUUUUUUUUCAAUACCCUAAUUCUUGUGAAUUGAUUUUUAGUGGUGCAUAUAAGAUACACCAAUAACAAAUAAGAAUGGAUAUACGGUUCCCGUAUUCUCCGGCUGAAGUUUCAAAAGUCCGGCUUGUUCAAUUCGGAAUCCUUAGUCCAGAUGAAAUUAGGCAAAUGUCAGUGGUGCAUAUAGAACACGGGGAAACCACGGAAAGAGGGAAACCGAAAGUAGCCGGAUUGAGUGAUCCGCGGCUUGGUACCAUUGACAGGAAGCUUAAAUGUGAAACUUGUAUGGCUAAUAUGGCCGAAUGCCCGGGUCAUUUUGGUCAUCUUGAGCUCGCCAAGCCCAUGUUUCAUAUCGGUUUCAUGAAGACCGUUCUCAGUAUUAUGCGUUGCGUUUGCUUCAAUUGCUCCAAGAUCCUCGCCGACGAGGAUGAUCACAAAUUCAAGCAAGCCCAGAAAAUAAGAAAUCCGAAGAAUAGGCUUAAGAAAAUCUUAGAUGCAUGCAAGAGCAAAGCUAAAUGUGAUGGGGGUGAUGAUAUUGAUUCUCAAAGCCAGGAUACUGAGGAGCCGGUUAAAAAGAGACGAGGGGGUUGUGGGGCCCAGCAGCCAAAGAUUAGUAUUGAUGGCAUGAAAAUGGUUGCAGAAUACAAGCUUCAGAAGAAGAAAAGUGAUGACACAGAACAGCUCCCAGAGCCAGCUGAAAGAAAGCAGCAGCUUUCUGCAGAAAGAGUUCUGAGUGUAUUAAAAAGAGUGAGUGACGAGGACUGUAUGUUGUUGGGCUUGAACCCCAAGUAUGCACGUCCAGAUUGGAUGAUCCUGCAGGUCCUUCCAAUACCACCUCCUCCAGUCAGACCAUCUGUCAUGAUGGAUACCUCAGCUCGGAGCGAGGAUGACUUAACUCAUCAGCUGGCCAUGAUAAUUAGACACAACGAGAAUCUGAGGAAACAAGAAAGGAAUGGUGCUCCUGCUCACAUUAUAUCUGAAUUUGCUCAGUUACUGCAGUUUCAUGUUGCUACAUAUUUUGACAAUGAGCUUCCGGGUCAGCCAAGGGCUACACAACGAUCAGGCCGUCCUAUCAAAUCCAUAUGCAGUAGGCUUAAGGCAAAGGAGGGCCGGAUCAGAGGUAACCUGAUGGGGAAGCGUGUUGAUUUUUCAGCACGUACAGUCAUCACUCCAGAUCCAACCAUCAAUAUUGAUCAACUGGGGGUGCCAUGGAGUAUUGCUUUGAAUCUUACUUAUCCUGAAACAGUCACUCCUUAUAACAUAGAAAGGCUGAAGGAGCUUGUUGAGUAUGGUCCGCAUCCCCCCCCUGGUAAAACGGGAGCCAAGUAUAUUAUCCGGGAAGAUGGUCAAAGGCUUGAUCUUCGUUAUUUGAAGAAAAGCAGUGAUCACCAUCUGGAGUUUGGUUACAAGGUUGAGCGACACUUGAAUGAUGGAGAUUUUGUGCUUUUUAAUCGGCAGCCAAGUCUACAUAAGAUGUCCAUUAUGGGGCAUAGGAUUAAAAUCAUGCCAUAUUCCACCUUCCGGUUAAACCUAUCGGUCACAUCACCAUAUAAUGCUGAUUUUGAUGGCGAUGAAAUGAACAUGCACGUACCUCAAUCAUUUGAAACAAGAGCAGAAGUCCUGGAGUUGAUGAUGGUACCUAAAUGUAUUGUCUCACCUCAAGCAAAUCGGCCUGUCAUGGGUAUUGUGCAGGAUUCACUUUUAGGUUGCCGUAAAAUCACCAAGAGAGAUACCUUCAUUGAAAAGGAUGUUUUCAUGAACAUAUUGAUGUGGUGGGAGGAUUUUGAUGGAAAAGUACCAACGCCUACAAUUUUGAAACCUAGACCUCUAUGGACAGGAAAACAAGUUUUCAAUCUCAUCAUCCCAAAGCAGAUAAAUCUUAUCAGGACAGCUGCUUGGCAUUCAGAAACUGAAACUGGACAUCUAACGCCCGGUGACACUCAAGUUCGAAUUGAGAAGGGAGAGGUUAUCACCGGUACUCUUUGCAAGAAAACCCUCGGUGCAUCUACUGGAAGUCUUAUACAUGUCAUCUGGGAGGAGGUUGGUCCAGAUGCUGCUCGUAAGUUUCUUGGACAUACCCAGUGGCUUGUUAACUACUGGCUUUUGCAACAAGGGUUCAGCAUUGGGAUUGGAGACACGAUUGCUGAUGCAUCCACUAUGGAAACUAUUAAUGAAACUAUUUCGAAAGCCAAGAAUGAGGUGAAAGAACUUAUUAGGGCCGCACAAGAUAAACAGUUGGAGGCAGAGCCUGGUCGGACAAUGAUGGAGUCAUUUGAAAACAGAGUGAAUCAGGUGCUGAACAAGGCUCGUGAUGAUGCUGGAAGUAGCGCCCAGAGAAGUUUAUCAGAGAGCAACAAUCUUAAGGCUAUGGUCACGGCAGGUUCAAAAGGAAGUUUCAUCAAUAUAUCACAAAUGACUGCUUGUGUGGGACAACAGAACGUUGAGGGUAAGCGAAUACCUUAUGGCUUCAUAGAUCGGACUCUUCCUCAUUUCACAAAAGAUGAUUAUGGACCCGAAAGUCGUGGGUUUGUGGAGAAUUCUUAUCUACGAGGGCUGACACCACAAGAAUUCUUUUUCCAUGCCAUGGGAGGUAGAGAAGGUCUCAUUGAUACUGCAGUAAAAACAUCUGAAACUGGCUAUAUUCAAAGGCGGUUGGUAAAAGCUAUGGAAGAUAUUAUGGUGAAGUAUGAUGGUACGGUGAGGAAUUCUUUGGGAGAUGUUAUCCAGUUUCUCUAUGGGGAAGAUGGCAUGGAUGCAGUUUGGAUUGAAAGUCAGAAACUCGAUUCGUUAAAAAUUAAAAAAAGGGAGUUUGACCGGCUUUUUAAAUACGAGAUCGAUGAUGAUAAUUGGAAUCCGAGUUACAUGCUUCCAGAUCAUGUCGAGGAUUUAAAAACUAUUCGGGAAUUCCGUAAUGUGUUUGAUGCUGAAGUACAAAAACUCGAAGCUGAUCGAGUCCAACUUGGAACUGAGAUUGCUACCACGGGUGAUAAUUCAUGGCCGAUGCCUGUUAACCUCAAACGACUUAUAUGGAAUGCACAGAAGACCUUUAAGGUUGACUUGAGACGUCCCUCGGAUAUGCAUCCAAUGGAAAUCGUGGAAGCAGUUGAUAAGCUUCAAGAACGGUUGCGUGUUGUUCCCGGUGAUGAUUUGUUGAGUAUCGAAGCUCAAAAGAAUGCAACUCUGUUCUUUAACAUCCUCCUUCGUAGCACUUUUGCUAGCAAGCGGGUGUUGAGUGAGUACAGACUUACACGUGAAGCGUUUGAGUGGGUUAUCGGUGAGAUAGAGUCAAGGUUUUUACAGUCGCUCGUUGCACCGGGAGAAAUGAUUGGAUGUGUAGCAGCACAGUCGAUUGGUGAGCCAGCCACGCAGAUGACUCUAAACACUUUCCAUUAUGCUGGUGUGAGUGCCAAAAAUGUGACUCUUGGUGUACCCCGAUUGAGAGAGAUUAUUAAUGUUGCUAAAAAUAUCAAAACCCCUUCAUUGUCUGUGUAUUUGAAGCCUGAGGUCAGCAAGACAAAAGAUCGGGCCAAGAAUGUUCAGUGUGCGUUAGAAUACACGACACUUCGCAGUGUGACUCAAGCUACUGAAGUAUGGUAUGACCCGGAUCCCAUGAGUACAAUCAUCGAAGAGGAUGUGGACUUUGUCAAAUCAUACUAUGAAAUGCCUGAUGAAGAAAUUGAUCCUGAUAAAAUAUCUCCAUGGUUACUCCGUAUCGAGUUAAAUCGGGAAAUGAUGGUUGAUAAAAAGUUGAGCAUGGCGGAUAUUGCAGAGAAGAUUAAUCUCGAGUUCGAUGAUGAUUUAACAUGUAUAUUCAAUGAUGACAAUGCCGAGAAGUUGAUUCUACGAAUACGUAUCAUGAAUGAUGAGGCCCCGAAAGGCGAAUUGCAAGAUGAAUCAGCUGAAGAUGAUGUGUUCCUGAAGAAAAUUGAGAGUAAUAUGCUAACAGAAAUGGCCCUACGUGGCAUUCCUGAUAUUAACAAGGUGUUCAUAAAAUCGGGAAAAGUCAACAAGUUCGAUGAGAAUGAAGGAUUUAAGCCUGAAGUUGAAUGGAUGCUUGAUACUGAAGGUGUGAACCUUUUGGCUGUAAUGACUCAUGAGGAUGUUGAUGCCUUGAGAACGACCAGUAAUCAUUUGAUUGAAGUAAUUGAGGUGUUGGGGAUCGAAGCGGUUAGGAGGUCCUUACUGGAUGAGCUCCGUGUGGUCAUCUCUUUUGAUGGUUCUUAUGUUAACUAUCGGCAUUUGGCUAUACUAUGUGAUACUAUGACAUAUCGUGGUCAUCUUAUGGCCAUAACACGUCACGGGAUCAAUAGGAAUGAUACCGGGCCAAUGAUGAGAUGCUCCUUCGAAGAAACGGUUGAUAUUCUUCUUGAUGCGGCUGUAUACGCAGAAACAGAUUUCCUGAGGGGAGUGACCGAAAACAUAAUGCUGGGACAACUUGCUCCCAUAGGGACGGGGGACUGUGGUUUGUUGCUAAAUGAGGCAAUGCUACAACAGGCUAUAGAUGUUCAGCUACCUAGCUAUAUCGAUGGUCUUGACAUUGGGAUGACACCUGGCAGAUCACCCAUUACUCCUUUCCAUGAUGGUUCAAUGUCGCCUACCAGUUACCUUUUCAGCCCAAAUCUACGAUUAUCACCAAUCAGCAACAAUGCACAAUUUUCCCCUUAUGUUGGUGGGAUAGGCUUUUCUCCCGCAUCUUCACCUGGGUACAGUCCAUCGUCUCCAGGUUAUAGCCCGUCAUCUCCUGGCUAUAGCCCGACUUCACCUGGCUAUAGCCCAACCUCACCUGGUUAUAGCCCUACGUCGCCUGGCUAUAGCCCUACAUCACCGACGUACAGUCCAAGCUCGCCGGGUUACAGUCCAACCAGUCCUACCUACUCGCCCACAUCACCAAGCUACUCACCCACCUCACCUAGCUACUCACCCACCUCUCCCAGCUACUCCCCAACCUCACCCAGUUAUUCUCCUACUUCGCCUAGUUACAGCCCAACAUCUCCUGCCUACAGCCCAACAUCACCGGCAUACAGCCCAACAUCACCAGCAUACAGCCCAACCUCGCCAUCUUAUAGCCCAACCUCGCCAUCCUACAGCCCCACCUCCCCGUCUUAUAGCCCAACGUCUCCAUCUUACAGCCCAACCUCGCCAUCCUAUAGCCCGACGUCGCCUGCCUAUAGCCCUACAUCCCCUGGGUAUAGCCCGACUUCACCGAGCUAUAGUCCCACCUCACCUAGCUACAGUCCGACUUCACCAAGCUAUAAUCCAUCAUCGGCCAAGUACAGCCCAUCUCUGGCUUAUUCCCCUAGCAGUCCAAGGCCUUCUAGCCCGUAUAGCCCUACAUCACCCAAUUAUAGCCCCACCUCACCAUCGUAUUCUCCUACCUCUCCUUCCUACUCUCCCUCAAGCCCUACAUACAGUCCCAGCAGUCCUUACUCAUCUGGCGUGGCUCCUGAGUACAGCCCUAGCUCACCGCAGUAUAGUCCAAGUGCUGGGUACUCGCCUAGUGCGCCUGGGUAUUCGCCUUCAUCAACCAGCCAGUAUACUCCUUCAAUGAGCAACAAGGAUGAUGGUUCGAGGCCUUAAUCUGGAUUUUGGACAAUUUAUCAGAAGAAAGCUCUUACUUUCUGUAAUCAUCCUUUAACAAAAUAUUUGAGGUGUAUGAUAUGGUUUUGGGAGGAUUUGGACUCUUGAACUUUGUUUGGUAUUUUUGUGAACCAGACUACUGUUGUUUUGACCAAUUUUAGGACUGGUUUGUUUGUUGUUCCAUCAUCCAGAUAAAGUCAAUUUGUCUGCUAUAUGCUGUACUAUCUUCAUGUAAAAUCCAAAUUCGCGUAGCCAUUAUUAAUUAAUCCAAAUGGUUCGUCAAAA
Molecule: messenger RNA, 6023 nt
Organism: Erigeron canadensis
Lineage: Eukaryota; Viridiplantae; Streptophyta; Magnoliopsida; Asterales; Asteraceae
Product: DNA-directed RNA polymerase II subunit RPB1
Exons: 14
Coding region: 240-5738 (1832 amino acids)
Biological process (GO): transcription by RNA polymerase II
Cellular component (GO): RNA polymerase II, core complex
Molecular function (GO): DNA binding
Source: RefSeq, a predicted model, not a curated record